AUGGGAAACCAUACUGAGGUCACUGAAUUCAUCUUGGAGGGAUUUAAAGAGGAGUCUAAGAUGCAAGCCGUUCUCUUAACCCUCUUUUUGAUUAUGUACAUUAUCACCUUGUUUGGGAAUGCUGGCAUGAUUAUAAUCACCAGCGUUGACUCCCACCUUCACACACCUAUGUACUUUUUCCUUAAAAAUCUUUCUUUCUUGGAUAUUUGCUACUCUUCGGUCAUCACGCCUAAAGCCAUAAUGAGUUUUGCAAGUGGGAACAAGGUCAUUACCUACCAUGGAUGUGCCACACAAAUGUUCUUCUUUUCUCUUUUUGGGACCACAGAAGCAUUUUUCCUGGCUGUGAUGGCAUAUGACAGGUUCACUGCCAUUUGUAGCCCUCUGUUAUACUAUACCAUUAUGUCCAAGAAAAGGUGUGUUUCUCUCAUGUGCAUCUCUUACCUCUUUGGGUUUGUCAAUUGCUGUACCCAAACUGGAUUCACAUUCAGUUUGUCAUUUUAUGGGCCAACAGAAAUAAAUCACUUCUUCUGUGAUGUUCCAGCUGUCAUGAAGGCUUCCUGUUCAGACACAUUUGUGAAUGAACUUGUGCUUCUAGCGUUAUGCGGGUUUAUCAUUGUGACCACAGCUGUGAUUGUUGUAGUGUCUUAUGGCUACAUUGUGACAACUAUUUUACGCAUACCUUCUGUCAAAGGGAGACACAAAGCCUUCUCGACCUGUACCUCCCAUUUGAUGGCUGUUAGCUUAUUCUUCGGAACAGUUUUCUUUAUGUAUGCACAACCAGGGGGCAUGUCUUCUCCCAAUCGCGGGAAAGUGGUGUCAGUCUUUUAUACAGUUGUUAUCCCAAUGCUGAAUCCAUUAAUCUACAGUUUAAGGAACAAGGAGGUCAAAGAGGCUAUGAACAGACAAUUCAGAAAGAAAGGUAUUGCCCUAUGA
This is a messenger RNA of Sceloporus undulatus (fence lizard), 933 nucleotides long. Its product is annotated as olfactory receptor 12-like. The record is from RefSeq and is a predicted model, not a curated record. Gene Ontology annotation, molecular function: G protein-coupled receptor activity; odorant binding; olfactory receptor activity. Bases 1 to 933 code for a protein of 310 amino acids. NCBI's taxonomy places the organism in Eukaryota, Metazoa, Chordata, Lepidosauria, Squamata, Phrynosomatidae. Gene Ontology annotation, cellular component: membrane. Gene Ontology annotation, biological process: G protein-coupled receptor signaling pathway; sensory perception of smell. The transcript has a single exon.